CCCCCGCCCAAUGGCGGCGCUGGCGGCGGCCGCGCGGCGGCGCAGGCAGUGGGCGCGCGGCGCUCCCCGCCCGCCGCUGCCUCCGUGGGGCCGCCCGGGCGCGGCGCGGACGAUCCUUCCGCCGGGAGGCAGACAUGGCCAUGCCCAGUUCCCUUCUGUGGGCUGUGGACAUUUUCGGGAGGGUUUACACUCUCUCCACUGUUGGCCAGUACUGGGAGCUCUGUAAGGACACACAGCUGGAAUUCAAACGGGUCUCUGCUGUCAAACAGUGCUGCUGGGGAAUAGCCUGCGAUCACCAAGUGUACACCUACGUGUUCUCGGGUGACGUCCCUAUUAGAUACCAGGAGGAGACCUAUGAGAAUCAGCGCUGGAAUCCAGUUGGUGGCUUUUGUGAGAAAUUACUGCCCAGUGACCGCUGGCAGUGGAGUGAUGUGAGCGGGCUAAAACAUCAGCAACUUGAUAGUUUCACACUGCCUUCACCACACUGGGAGUGGGAGUCUGACUGGUAUGUGGAUGAAAAUAUUGGAGGGGAACCAACAGAGAAAGGGGGCUGGACUUACGCCAUAGACUUCCCCAGCACCUACACAAAGGAUAAGAAAUGGAAUUCUUGUGUCAGACGCAGGAGGUGGAUCAGAUACAGGAGAUACAAAUCACGGGACAUUUGGGCAAAGAUCGUGUCACAGGAUGAUCCAGGUCAGCUGCCAGACCCUUUCAAUGACAUCUCUAUUGGAGGAUGGGAAAUCACCGAUGAGCCCCCUGGCCGUUUAUCAGUAUGGGCGGUUUCUUUACAAGGAAGGGUAUGGUACAGAGAAAACGUCUGCCAUCACAAUCCAGAAGGUUCCAUGUGGUCUGUAAUCACCACUCCUGGGGAAGUUGUACAGAUCAGCUGUGGACCAUAUGACCUCCUGUGGGCAACUCUUUGGGAAGGGCAAGCUAUUGUGAGAGAAGGAAUUGAUAGGAAUAACCCUCAAGGAAUUUCCUGGAGUAUUGUGGAGUCUCCAAGCUCUGAGAAUGGGAUUAUGCACGUCUCUGUGGGUGUUGAUGUGGUGUGGUGUGUUACAAAAGACAGAAAAGUGUGGUUUAGAAGAGGAGUGAACUCACAUAAUCCCUGUGGGACAAGCUGGAUUGAAAUGGUUGGAGAAAUGAUGAUGGUUACUGUAGGCUUAAAUAACCAGGUCUGGGGAAUCGGCUGUGAUGAUAGAGCAAUUUAUUUUCGUCAAGGUGUCACACCAAGUGAGCUGAGUGGGAAGACGUGGAAGGCAAUUGUAUCUGGCCGAGAGAGUGACAGGUCUCAGACCGGGAGCUCAACAAGUCUGCUCAGUGCUGGCUGUUUCUUUACUGAUGAUAUUCAGAACCAAACAAAUGCGAUCAUUCAGGGUGAUGCAGAUGCUUCCUCUGAUACAGAGCUUCCAAGCGUACCCAUGAGCCUCGCCAACACUCCCCCGAUGGGAGCUGCGGGCAGCCAGACAGCAGAGAUACGUGCACAUUUGACUGCGGAUCCUCUGGACUCUGGUCAAGGAGAAGCCACUGUCGCUUCGACUAGUAAUGAGAAAGCUAAUCUUGAAAUGCGUAAAUCUUCUACAAACCCAAGUCCUUCUGCAGAACUGCAGUGGACAAACAUUGACUUGAAGGAGGCCCAAAAGCAGCCAGUCCUCUCCGUCAGCACCUUCGCAGAAACAUCCAGCCUGUCUUCCCUCGGCAUGUUCUCGGUGGGACCUGAAGACCAGUACGGCGCCGAUGAGCACCCGCUGUGGGCCUGGGUGUCUGGGGGAGGCUGUCUCGUAGAUCUGCACAGCCCACUGAAAUGGUUCACUGUUCCCUCAGGUUUGUCGUCCUCCGUGCAGUCUCUGUCUCUGUCUGUCACCCCAGCGCAGACAGCAGCGUGGCGAAAGCAGAUUUUUCAGCAGCUCAGCGAAAGGACAAAGCGGGAGCUGGAGAAUUUUAGGCACUAUGAACAGGCUAUUGAGCAGUCGGUUUGGGUUAAAACUGGGACCUUGCAAUGGUGGAGGAACUGGAAGCCUCAUAAAUGGAUGGACGUUCGAGUUGCACUGGAGCAGUUCACUGGGAGCGAUGGAAUGCGUGACAGCAUCCUGUUCAUCUAUUACAUGUAUCAUGAGGAGAAAAAGUAUAUCCACGUAUUCCUGAAUGAAGUCACUAUUAUAGUUGAAGUUCUGAAUGAAGCCAAACACUCCUUUGCUCUCUAUACACCCGAGAGGACGAAGCAGCGAUGGCCGAUCCGUCUGGCAGCCGCAACAGAGCAAGAAAUGCAUGACUGGCUGUCUCUGCUGAACAUGUCCUGCUGUGAAAGCAGACGGAUUCAAGGCCCUCCUUCUCACCAUGCCAUUUGGUCCGUUACUUGCAAAGGAGACAUCUUUGUGAGUGAGCCGAGUCCUGAACUGGAGGCCGGGCCACACCUGAUGCCAUGCGAUCAAAUGUUUUGGCGUCAAGUUGGAGGUCAUCUUCGACUGAUAGAGUGCAAUAACCGAGGCAUAGUGUGGGGCAUAGGCUAUGACCACACAGCGUGGGUUUACACUGGCGGAUACGGAGGUGGCUUCAUUCAAGGACUGGCCAGUAGUGCUGAUAACAUUUAUACGCAGUCAGACGUGAAAUGUGUUUACAUCUAUGAGAACCAACGGUGGAACCCAGUCACCGGAUAUAGCAGCAGAGGUCUGCCCACGGACAGAUACAUGUGGAGCGAUGCCUCGGGCCUGCAGGAAUGUACAAAACUCAAUACCAAGCCUCCUUCUCCGCAGUGGUCUUGGGUAUCCGAUUGGUACAUUGACUUUAAUACUUCGGGCGGAACUGAUCGGGAAGGCUGGCAGUACGCAGCAGACUUUCCAGCGUCCUACCAUGGUCACAAGACAAUGAAAGACUUUGUCCGACGGAGGCGCUGGGCGAGAAAAUGUAAGAUAGUCACCAACGGGCCGUGGCUGGAAGUGCCUCCUGUGACCCUGUGGGACAUCUCCGUAAUUCCCAGCGCAGACGCAGAUGGCGAAGAAGCAGUAGCGCUGUGGGCAAUCAGUGACAAAGGAGACGUGCUCUGCAGGCUCGGAGUGACACAGCAAAACCCAGCUGGAACAUCCUGGCUUCAUGUGGGAACAGAUCAGCCCUUCAUCUCCCUCUCAGUGGGAGCCUUUUACCAAGUGUGGGCUAUUGCUAGAGACGGCUCUGCCUUCUACCGGGGCUCGGUGUCUCCCAAGAAACCGGCAGGUGACUGUUGGUACCAUAUUCCUUCACCUCAAAAACAAAAGUUAAAACAAGUCUCAGUGGGACGAACAUCUGUGUUUGUGUUGGAUAAAAACGGCAAUCUCUGGUACCGGCAGGGCAUCACACCCAGCUACCCUCAAGGAUCUACUUGGGAUCAUGUGUCAAACAAUAUCCGUAAAAUGUCUGUCGGGCCCCUGGACCAGGUCUGGGUGAUAGCUGACAAAGUGCAAGGAAGUCACAGCCUGAGCUGCGGGACCGUCUGCCACCGGACGGGGGUUCAGCCGAUGGAACCCAAAGGCCUCUCGUGGGACUACGGCAUCGGGGGUGGAUGGGAGCACAUUACAGUCAGAGGAAACGCAACUGAAGCAUCGAGGGUCGCUGUGUGUGACGCUCCUGAGGAACACCCCGCGGGAUCAAAGGAGUCGGAAGAUGAGGAGAGUAAAGGGAAAAGGGAGCUCUCUAAAACCCCUCUGAUGGUCAGUGAAAGUCAAGAGCUAGACAGAAAUGCUGUUAAUUGUUAAGUUGUCGCCACCUACACAUUGCAAACAAGCGUAGUCAUAUAAUUUAAAAAGAAACUAAAUGUCUAUUGCCUGGAGAGAAAAACAUGACCUUUUUGUGCUACUAAUACAUUUUACUGAACUGGAAUUCGCAAUGAGGUAUUUUAAAUACUGAUUCCUUCCACUACAUCAUGUGUAAAAUGUGACUUGCUAGAGCUACUAGUUUUGUCAAAGCAGGCAAGCUUUUUAGCCACACUGAAUUUCUGACCCUUUACUGUAGCUGCUACACAGCCAUACGAAUGUGAAUAUUUUUGCAGAUAGAUCACUUCAUUUACUUCUUUUUUAAUGAAUAUUGCCGUUCCCUUCCUUACCUUUCUCUCGUGGUCACACACCUUGCACGCUAUUCUUCAGGUUCAUAUUUGAGCAGAGAUGAAGAUGUCAGAGCUGAAUUACAGGCAGGUCCAGGGAUUUGCACUGCAAACAGCUGGUCCUGAUGGUGGAGGAUUUAUACAGGCAGGUGACUGCUGAGGUGAGCCCUGCUUACAGACACGUACCGCUGGGGCCAUGCUGCUCCUGCUCCGGCAGCAGAAGCAAAUUCUACAGCUCGGCUUAGGGUGCAGUUACCAGUAAGGGGCUAUCCUUGCUCACAAUGAGUAACACCUUAAUCAAGAAGUGGAACCACUGGUUUCAGCGAGACUGUAUAGAGAGCGCGGUCCUGUUCAGUCUACGUGACAAAGUCUCUUCCUCAAUUGUCAGCCCCAGCGGUGGUCAGUCGUGUUGUGUCUCCGUCUCACCUGGAGCCACGGCAAUGGAGGCACACGGCUGCAGCUGCCUGCCUCCUGAGGCGGAGGGCACCCGACGCCUGGGCCGAGUUCUGGGUCCCUGCAAGUGGUGCUUUCCUCGUGUAAAAGCCAAGAGGAGGUCGUCAGUCGGGUUCUGAGGGAGAGCGGUGGGAAUGCAGGACAGUACUGGCCUGUGCUGACGUGGGUUCAGAAUGCAGCUCUGCCCUUUGGUUUUAGUCAGUGAUUGAGUCAGCCCUCUUCAACAAGAAGCCACUUUCUGUUCGCAAAAGCUUUUUUCCCCUGUCUUACCAUAAUAUGACUGUGAUGUGAAAUUACUGUUUGAGAUCCAGUCCUUGGGAAGUGCUGAAAAAGCCUCUCCAACAGCUUCAGGAAGGCACCAUGUUUUUCCCCUGGCAGCAGUUUACAAUCGUUUUCGCUCUCUGUGCGUGACUGUACCUGGAGUUAUUUUUAUAUGAUGAGCAGUGUGACGUGGUCUCAGUACUGUAUUUGUAGAAGUAAAACUUAUGUUUGCACGUAUUUAAAGAAUAUAUUUGGUAUUCUAAUGCCAAGAAAAGCACUGUUUCUAAGUCCAAAUGUGAACGAAGAGUCAAGAUGCUUUACUGAUUAAAAACCCCAUGUUGAUCUCUCCCGUACGUGAUUAGAGGUUUCUGGUUUAUACAUGCGUUGUGGGAGUACCAUAAAGAAUAUGGUUGCAUUAAUGACCGUAAUAGGUUUUGCAUAACUUGCACAGUAUCUUGUCCAAAUAAAUAACUUUACUACAUGUAUUUUUUAGAGAAUUGUUAGGAUUGUAUUUUCUCUGCAUCGUAUCAGAAAUAUUUUUUUUGUUUUAAUAGUCAGUGUUUACAUAUGCAACAAUCAAACUGAUUUCAUACAGUAAGCUUUAUAAUGUACCUUUGCAUUUUCCCCUGCAUUGCCAAGUUUCCCUUGCUUUACUGUAAAAAGCUGGGUUUAAGUGAACAAAAGAUAAAUUAUAAGUUCUUUCUGUUUGAGUACUAAAUAUUUGCUUUCUAAAACUAUUCUUUAGAAAACUAUUUAAUUUUAAAAAAUAAUGUGUUAUGGCUGGUUAAAAUAAGCAAAAGUUACAUUAAAUUGAAGCAAUUUUGAAAAAUAAAAGUAAUUUAUCCCUUUUGAUGUGUCCA
This is a messenger RNA of Chroicocephalus ridibundus (black-headed gull), 5646 nucleotides long. It is a transcript of the gene TECPR1, whose product is annotated as tectonin beta-propeller repeat containing 1. Bases 135 to 3728 code for a protein of 1197 amino acids. Gene Ontology annotation, cellular component: lysosomal membrane; autophagosome membrane. The record is from RefSeq and is a predicted model, not a curated record. The transcript is spliced from 25 exons. Gene Ontology annotation, biological process: autophagosome maturation. NCBI's taxonomy places the organism in Eukaryota, Metazoa, Chordata, Aves, Charadriiformes, Laridae. Gene Ontology annotation, molecular function: phosphatidylinositol-3-phosphate binding.